AUGUCGUCCGACAGCAAUGCUACUACUAGCCCUGACGAAGGCUUAGAGAUACGAAUAAUCAAAACUGUGGCAGAAUUUACGAAUUUCAAUCUAGUCCUGCGCAGACCAGAAGACCGUGUUAAAGUCCACGGAUAUUUUGGUGCACAGUGGCUUAACAAUGAGCUGCUACUUCACCUUGAUGGUACUUGGACACAUUACACUGGAGCAUUUACUUGGUUUGUCCCAAACGAAAAAGAUGUUCCUCGUUGGCAGAGCCUCAUUAGGAUAUUUAACCCAAGUUUCUGGUUACUUGUAUUGUCGGUUUAUGUCCUAGGAUCAUUCACGUUUUGGGCCCUCGCCAGCGCUCAGAGGAGUGACAGAGAAACCACGUCCUUCAGAAACAUUAUUCUGAUAUUUAUGAAUUCCUUAAGCAUGCUCUUGUCGGAAUCUGUGAAUAAAAAGCCGAAACGGACACAGAGUCAAGUAUUCUUCUUGUUGUGGUCUUUCUAUUGUCUUCAAAUUAACAAUGCUUAUCAAUCUUCCUUGAUUGGAUUCCUCACAAAUCCUGGCCAUUUGCCACGCAUUAAUGAUCUAGAUGGCUUAUUGGAAUCUGGUAUUGAAUUAGGCAUUCAAAGUGGCCUUAAUUUUCACUUUAAUGAUUCAUCAGAUCCACGUAACAAGCGCAUAUUAAAAUCACAUAUCAACUGUGAUUUGAAAACUAGUCUUGUAUGUUUAGACAGAAUGGCUUAUAAAGGAGACUUAGCAGUUGCUGGAGGAAGGAAUGGCCUUGAAUUUUUGUCAUAUAUAAAAUAUAUGAAGAAUGGAAAACCAUUAUAUGUGCCACUUAAGGACAAUAUACAACAAGGAUAUAUGGUAAUAUAUUUGAAGAAAGGCAACAUUUUACUGAAGCGGAUUGAUUCUAUUGUCUUACGGCUCCAGAAUGCUGGGCUCAUCGACAAAUGGGUUAAAGAUAUAAGGAGGAAGUUUGGGAAACAUUUCGGUAACGUACCAAUUAACGAUGGUUUCUGUGUACUGACCAUGUCACAUCUUGAAGGAGCAUGUUCUCUGUUCGUGCUUGGUAUGCUCUUGAGCAUUAUAACCUGGUUUCUUGAGAUCAUUCAUCACUCUGUUGGUCACAGAUUCAGAAAAAGGCAACAGGUCACUGAUAAUGUGAUAUGA
Molecule: messenger RNA, 1158 nt
Organism: Cryptotermes secundus
Lineage: Eukaryota; Metazoa; Arthropoda; Insecta; Blattodea; Kalotermitidae
Exons: 1
Coding region: 1-1158 (385 amino acids)
Cellular component (GO): membrane
Molecular function (GO): ligand-gated monoatomic ion channel activity
Source: RefSeq, a predicted model, not a curated record